Messenger RNA from Centropristis striata (black sea bass), 2052 nucleotides. It is a transcript of the gene fam110a, whose product is annotated as family with sequence similarity 110 member A. The transcript has 2 exons. The record is from RefSeq and is a predicted model, not a curated record. NCBI's taxonomy places the organism in Eukaryota, Metazoa, Chordata, Actinopteri, Perciformes, Serranidae. The coding region runs from base 446 to 1711 and encodes 421 amino acids.
UGAGUCAUUUGUCUUCCUGCUUCUUUGCUCCAUGUUAGUCAUUUACUCUCAGUGGCAGAGCAUGCUGGCACUUGACUCAGAAACAUUAAAUUAGUGGCUCUAUUUUUGUUUGUCUGACUCACCUCUCUACAUUCCACCCUGCUAUGUAAUACAGCACCCUGGUACCUUUAAUGAUAUAUAUAUUUCUUUAUUUUUUGUGACCUGGGGAGAUGUGUGAAGUUCCUGGCAGGAGUCCAGAUGUCCUGGAACUAGAUUUCAACUGAGAAGCUGAGAUUACAUCUCUUCAGAAAUGGAAUGGAGCGGAUCAUGAGACUGGCACACAGAAGCACAAAUACAGGAUAACUUUGCAAUUUCUGCAGAACCAGAUGGUUUAGUUCAAGGUUGCCAAAGAAAAGGCUGUUAACAGGAAGUGCAAAAGGACAGGUACAGCUACUAGUUUCACGAAAUGCCUUUGGAGACAAUCCAGCGCCCUGUGAGGCAACCGGAGAGGACUGCUGCAGCUGCUACGCCCCCACGCCUGCGGCCCAAGGGGCCAGUAGGGCCGGACUUCUACCGGCAAUUCAAGACAGCAGCAGGCAGACCAAAGCAGAGUGCAGUGGAGAGGCUGGAGGCCGACAAGGCUAAAUAUGUCAAAAGUCAGGUGGCUCUUUCUAAACAGCAGCCGGUCAGGCCUCCGGAGGUCCGUAAGCCUCUGCUGAACCCCAGCUCUGCUCUGCAGCCCACCAGAAAGACGCCAACCCAAACAAAGACAAAACAGGAGGCAGUCCAGCUGGACUUGGAGCAUCUCAGUAACCUGAUCAGUGGAGUGAAUGAUGGUGCUGCUGCCAACUCAGAUGACAGAGAAGGUCAUGUUGGUCCUGUGACUUCACACAGCUCUCCUCACCCCACGCCCGCAGGGGGGCAACAGAAAAUGGAGAGACCGCGUCCUCCCCCUCGCCCUGACUGGUCCAGUCCAGCUAAGGUGAGAUUGAAAGCCUCCGGGCCUGCCAGGGUGGAGAGUCCUGGUUCUCCGGGGACUCCAGCUGCAGGGACUGUCCGCAGAGUGGACGUCAUGCCUCAGACCGGCCCUGUGAGGACGCCCUGCAGGCCGCCUCAGUACAUCCGGCAGCCCCUUCAGCCGAUUCCUUUACACUCCCAGUUCCCACUCCGCCCGGCCACUUCACAGCUGCGUCUCUUCCACACCAGGACAACUCCACGUCCUUCUCCUCUGAAACCUGUCGUUGCUCCAUCUAAACCUGAUGACUCAACCUCCACUCCAGCUGAAACCCCUGACCCUGCUGCAUCUCCCCCCAUCCUCAAGUUUCUUGCCCCUCCCUCACCAGCAAUCACCCGUUUGUCCUCCACCAGCUCCAGGAAACGGCCCUCUCUCACCCGGUCCAAGUCGGACAUGAGUGACCGCUGCUCCCGGGCCGGCACUGAGCUGGAGCGCUUCUUCAACCUGUGUGGUUUGGACGCUGCAGACCUGCAGCAGUGGACUGGAUCUAGUUCUGACAUUGUUUCCAUGGCCCGUUUCCGCAGCGUGAGCGCUCCGGGCUCUGAGUGUGCAGGCUCCGACAAAGACAAUGGAGAUGAUGAGGAGGAGGAUGCUGGCAAUGCUGCAGAGCGUGUUCCCUACGGGGUUUCUGUCAUUGAGAGGAAUGCAAGAGUGAUCAAAUGGCUCUAUGGACUCCGUCAGGCCAAAGACACUAACGGUAAAAGCACCGAUUUAUAGGAUGCUGUUAGAUUUAAAACAUGAGUGACAAAAUCAAUGUCAAAAUUGCAAAAGUGGCAGGAUCCCAUGACUAAUGUCUCACAGUGAUAGAUGCGAGCUGUCUGCCCACAAAUCACUUCCAUUUGUUUGUUUCUAUUGUUUGUUUUUUUAAUUAUUAUUUUUACAAAAUUAGAAAUUUGAUGAAAAAUAUGCUACUGAAAAGCAGGGUUAUAUUUACUCUGAAAAAAAGUCUCUUUUUUUAAUUAUUUAGUUAUUUUACUUUAAAAAAAAAGUUCUGUCAUGUGUAUUUGGAAGAGUCAUCUCUGGUUGCAAUCACGUCAAUGAACGGCAUUAAAGGUUGA